Parasteatoda tepidariorum (common house spider) is the source of this 2006-nucleotide messenger RNA. It is a transcript of the gene Papss, whose product is annotated as 3'-phosphoadenosine 5'-phosphosulfate synthase. NCBI's taxonomy places the organism in Eukaryota, Metazoa, Arthropoda, Arachnida, Araneae, Theridiidae. Gene Ontology annotation, molecular function: adenylylsulfate kinase activity; ATP binding; sulfate adenylyltransferase (ATP) activity. Gene Ontology annotation, biological process: sulfate assimilation; 3'-phosphoadenosine 5'-phosphosulfate biosynthetic process. The record is from RefSeq and is a predicted model, not a curated record.
AUUUAUUACGUUUUUAGACGUGUCAUUUUGCUGGAUGGAAAUACAUAAAAUAAAUUGUCGUGAUAACAAUUGGCAAAAAUUGUCGUAAUAGCAGCAAAUUUGAGUAACAAGCUUUCACGUUUAUUGUUUGAGAACGAUUUUGAUUCAAUAUGCUUGCAGGAUAUCGUUUGCUGAACCAGCAAAAAUCUACAAAUGUCACAAUGCAAGCGCAUCAUGUCUCUAGGGACAAAAGAGGUCAAAUUAUGGGCCAACGAGCUGGAUUCCGUGGGUGCACAAUUUGGUUCACAGGUUUAUCUGGUGCUGGCAAGACAACAAUAUCUUUUGGAGUGGAAGAUUACUUGUGCUCAUAUGGCAUUCCAGCCUAUGCCUUGGAUGGUGACAAUGUCCGUCAUGGUUUGAACAAGAAUCUCGGUUUCAGUCCUGAAGACAGAGAAGAAAAUAUUCGAAGGGUUGCUGAAGUAGCAAAACUGUUUGCUGACAGUGGUGUGAUUGCAUUGUCUAGUUUUAUCAGUCCCUUUGGAAAGGAUAGAAACCAAGCAAGACAAAUUCAUGAAGAGGCUGGCCUCGUUUUCCUUGAAUGUUUUGUAGACACUCCUUUGGAAGUUUGUGAGAAAAGAGAUGUCAAAGGACUAUAUAAAAAAGCAAGAGCUGGAGAAAUAAAAGGAUUUACUGGUAUUGAUUCCUCCUAUGAAAAGCCUGAUAAACCUGAUGUUCACUUAAAAGCUGGAGAGCAUACUGUACAAGAUUGUGUGCAAUUAGUUAUUAAGUUAUUGAUUGAUAAAGGCAUUAUUCCUGAGUCUGUUUUAGACCGUGUAAAGGAGCUUUUUGUUCCAGCAUCUCGCUUGGAAUGGGCCAAAAAAGAGGCAGAAACUUUGCCCUCCAUUGAAAUCACACAACUGGAUUUGCAGUGGGUGCAAGUACUUUCAGAAGGUUGGGCUACACCUUUAAAAGGUUUCAUGAGAGAACGUGAAUACUUGCAGUGCCUCCAUUUUGGUUGUCUCCUUGAUGAUGGAGUGAUAAACCAAUCCGUCCCAAUUGUUUUACCUAUAUCUACUGAGGACAAAGAAAAACUAUUAGAUGUCUCAGCUUUUGCAUUAAGGUAUAAUGGAAACUGUGUUGCUAUUCUGCGAAAUCCAGAGUUCUACGAGCACCGAAAAGAAGAACGAUGCAGUCGCCAAUUUGGUACAAGCAAUACUGGACAUCCCUAUGUUAAAAUGGUAUUUGAGAGCGGUGAUUGGCUUGCUGGUGGGAGUUUAGAAGUACUAGAGAGAAUCAAGCAAAAUGAUGGUUUGGACAUGUAUCGCUUAACUCCUAAUGAAUUAAGAGCUAAAUUUAGGAAAAUGGGUGCAGAUGCAGUUUUUGCAUUCCAAUUACGCAACCCUGUGCAUAAUGGUCAUGCUCUCUUAAUGAGGGAAACAAAAAAACAGUUGGUUGAGAGAGGAUAUAAGAAACCUGUUUUGCUCCUUCAUCCUUUGGGUGGUUGGACGAAAGAUGAUGAUGUUCCAUUAAAAACCAGAAUUGCUCAGCAUAAAGCUGUCCUGAAUGAGAAAGUGUUAGACCCAGAAUCUACAGUUUUAGCUAUCUUUCCGUCUCCAAUGAUGUAUGCUGGACCAACAGAAGUUCAAUGGCAUGCUAAGGCAAGAAUGUCAACUGGUGCUAACUUCUAUAUUGUUGGAAGGGACCCGGCUGGUAUGCCUCAUCCAGAUACAAAGAAGGAUUUGUUUGAACCAUCUCACGGAGCUAAAGUUCUUACAAUGGCUCCUGGUUUGACUCAACUGGAAAUUAUUCCUUUCCGUGUUGCAGCAUAUGAUAUUACUAAGAAACAAAUGGCACUGUUUGAUCCCAGUCGUAAACAGGACUUUGAAUUUAUAUCAGGCACCAAAAUGCGCCACUUGGCUCGAAAUAAUCUUCAACCUCCUGAUGGCUUCAUGGCCCCUACAGCCUGGCAGGUCCUUUCUGACUACUACCGUUCUUUAUCAGACAAACAAUAAGCAUUCUUUAAUAAG